This is a messenger RNA of Lotus japonicus, 2011 nucleotides long. RefSeq names its product transcription factor GTE12-like. Bases 252 to 1844 code for a protein of 530 amino acids. Gene Ontology annotation, molecular function: protein binding. The record is from RefSeq and is a predicted model, not a curated record. The transcript is spliced from 9 exons. Lineage: Eukaryota; Viridiplantae; Streptophyta; Magnoliopsida; Fabales; Fabaceae.
ACAAGAGCGCGUUCUUUUAGCGACGAUAAACCCAAAACCCUAAACCCUCACUCUGGUUUUUCUCCUAAUUUCUCUUCCUUUCUUCUCCAUCUCUCUCUCUCGUGAAUUCAGAGAUUACUGCUGUGUUCUUUCUUUCUGGAAUUUAUUUGGGGCAUCCUAGGUAGCUAGCUUGCUUCCCAAGUAACCAUUAUUUGUUGAUGCCUUUGCCUCUAAGGACAUCUCCGUCACGCGGUGUUGUUUAGUUCAUCAUCAUGAUGGCAUUUGAAACAAUAGCACCGAAUAUGAAAGUAAAUCUCCGGUUACCCCCCAAAAAAAUUGGAGUUGGUUAUGGGACAACAAAGGGUGAGCAUGGAGAAAGAGUAUCGCGUGUUGAUGAAAACAGAUGCUGUAGUCCAAAGAGAAAGUUCUCUGUCUCAGGUUCUGUCAAGAGAGGACCUCAAGGUUGUACUGAGGGACAAAAGGUGAAGAGGCAGAAGAUGGAUCGGAGAGUAUCACUGCAAUGUGCUAGCAUUCUGAAGAGUCUGACAUCUCAUAGAUAUAGCUGGGUUUUUAUUAAGCCUGUGGAUCCUGUAGCAUUGAACAUUCCAGAUUAUUUCACAGUCAUCUCUCGACCCAUGGAUUUAGGCACAAUCAAAUCCAAGCUGGAGAGAAAUGUUUAUUUUGACAUUGACGAAUUUGCAGCUGAUGUAAGAUUGACCUUUUCCAAUGCCAUGACAUAUAAUCCUCCUGGUAAUGAUGUUCAUUUAAUGGCGAAGACACUCUCAGGAUUAUUUGAGAGUAAAUGGAAAGAUAUAGAGAAAAAAUCGAAGUGUGAAGGUGAGCAUGGAAAAAGCAUGGCAGAAACAGUUAGGAAUACUGAGAAAAAAAUUUGUAAUGCAACACACCUCCUGCAAAAAGAUAGCUUCCCCAAAAAGUCACAAGCACCUGAACUGAAAGGAAUUCAGAAGAUAAGUUCAUUGGCUGGAAGACAUCCUAAAGAGGAGGUUCCUAAGUUGUCUCAGAUUCCUCGCAAAUUUGCUGGGAAAGACUUGCGCAAAGAUAAAGGAGAUGGAAGACAUCCUUCUUCUGGCUCUGGAAAGGCAUGUCCUACAUUGGGUCUUUCCACAUGCAAGUGCAGUAUUUGUGGUGACACCCCUUGCGUAUGUGCAUCUGAUAGUGAUCUAACACGUAUAUCUUCUGAAGGAUCACAAGGAAGAGAUUUACAUGAUGACCAGGCGCAUCGUAAAUUACCUUUGCAAAGGAAAGCUAGACUUGAUUCUUAUGGUGAGAAGACCAUGAGUCAUGAUGGUGCACAUACAUGUUCUAGUUUCCAGCUUACAAAACCUGCUACUGAUGCAGCUUCUGGGGAAGUAUGGAGCACUCCUGUUAUUGAUGUUCAGAUGUCACCUAAAAAGGCUCUCCAUGCUGCCAUGCAGUUAAGACGCUAUAGAGAUACCAUCUUGAAAGCAAAACAGAAAAUGUAUCUUGAUCAUGGUUAUAAAAGUGAUUCAUGGAAAAUACAGCAGGAAAAGGAGAGGUUGGAAAAGAUGCAACGUGAUGAGAAAGCCAGAAUUGAUGCCCAAAUUAAAGCUGCUGAAGUUAAGGCUAAGCAAGAUAAGCAACGAAGAGAUAAGAAAAGAGAAGCUGCCCGAAUUGCAAUACAAAAUAUGGAUAGAACUGCAAAGAUGGAGAAUAACUUAGAGAGUCUGAAGGAGCUUGAAUCGUUGAGUGGGGGGAAGUUAUAUUAUCCCAGCCUGGGCAGUAGUCCCCUGGAGCGGCUUGGUUUUAUUAUGAAGGAUGAGUACAUUAGCUUAGAUGAAGACGAGGUUCUGAAUGAUAUAGAAGAAGGAGAGAUUUUGUCUUGAAGGAUUCAGGAUUAGGCAGAAGUUUUUCUUGGAAGAUUCGAGAUUGUUAUUUCUGAUAUAUCAUUUGUUUAUUCUUCCUUUUUUGGUAUGGAAACAAUCAGUGUAAAUAUCAAACAGUGAGAUAGGUUCAAGUAAAUAGAAUCAAGGCAUUACAUCUUUUUGUCCGA